Messenger RNA from Macaca mulatta (Rhesus monkey), 1764 nucleotides. NCBI's taxonomy places the organism in Eukaryota, Metazoa, Chordata, Mammalia, Primates, Cercopithecidae. The record is from RefSeq and is a predicted model, not a curated record.
CCAUACUGGGGAGAUAUGGAUGACGGGGAAAACCACCCGCUUCCUCCGAAAGCCCCGCUGCCGGCCGGCCCAACCCAGGGAUUCGAGUCCCAAGACACCCUGGCCUGUGCUAGGGACAGCCUCGGUCUCGGCCUCUCGCUCUGUCUCUCUGAAAGUCUCUCUCACACCCCCGACCCCGCUCUCAGUCUCUCCCGCGCGCUCGCUCGCUUUCCGUCUCUCUCGGGCUCUCUCACGCGCGUUCUCGCUCCGGAGCUGGUUCCCGCCGUCCAGGCGCCAGCGCGGCGCCUCGUUUCCUCUGCCCUGGAAACGCAGCGCGGCCGGCUCGGAAUUGAAGGGUUAAGACAACCGGGAGGAGCUGCCCACCGGCAGGCUAGACCGGCCACAGCGCGGAAGCUGGUGUCGGUGGGGUUGAGCUGGCGUCACAUGGAUGCGACGGUGGCCAGAAACUGGACCUUCGAUUGGCUGCCGCGAGCCGCCCGGGAGCGAAUGGGUAUCUAUGUGAGAGCGGCUGGGUGUUUUGUCGCGAACCCCUCCGCCCAGCUCGGCUGCGACAGGAGAAGGCGUGCAGGCCGCCCUUUCCGGAGGUGUGCCGCGGCGUUCCUGGAGCGACCCUCUCGGGAGCGUGUCUCGUGAACUGGACGAAUGCUUCCGGAGGGUAUGGGAGAGACUCCAGGAAGCGGACGUGACUUCAUAGGCAGGCGACGAGGGAACUGGGCUGGAGGCAUGGGAGGAGGCCGAUUUCUCCUAUGAUUGGCUGGGAGGUUUGCGCUAGGGUGCGCCUCUGACCUGCCGUUUCAUUUUCAUUAUUUACUGUUUUUGCAUGAGCAGUACAUGCACCCUUUAAAUACAAAAACUAAACAAUUCAAGACAUUGAAAUGAUUCAGGCUACUGCCGUAGGGAGAGCGCCCCAGAAGUGGAAAUCACACUGUCGCACUACUUUCAGGAGGACAGACCUCCCGUCUAAGUGAAUCAUUCCUGAGAAAAAAGAACAAGGAGUGGUUGGGUCAGCGAUCUGGAAGUCAUGGCACAGAGUGGACAGACGGCAUCCCUUAUAUAAGUCCCAUGGAUAAUACUGGUCCUUUGUGGUCAACGAUUUCCCAGAACACGAAAGUGUGCAGAUAUUUCUUUACCGUGGCAUUUGUCAGGAGUCAAGCGACAUGCAGCAGCGUUUGUCCUAGCAGAUACAUGGAUAGUAGAUUGCUUUUUAACCCUGGAAGAAGACACCCUGUGAACAGAGUUUAUAGUUUUCAAAAAGUAAUGUUUUUGUGGUUUAAGUGAAGGAAGGAAACAUGAACCAUUAUCCCAGAAUAUUAUCAUCAUUUCAUUUUACAAAUUAAGUAACUGGCCUCAGAGAGGUUAAGUAACCUUCCCAAAGUCACAGAAGAUAUUUAAAAAAUGGUGGAGUCUCGAUUUAAAUCCAGGUGUCUGUGACUUCAUCCCCUUCAUGCUGUGCAGCCAUACACUGUCAUUUCCAAAUCUACCUCUCCCUGAAUCUAUAGAUUUCCUGUGCCAACUGACAACCCCACAGGCCCGUUGCACUCACCUCCUCCUAUCCAGCAUCCUAGGCAGUUGGAAACGACUUCCCAGAGAAGAGUGUGUUAGAGAACCUGGGUCCCAAAGGCCCUACCCCAGCCCCUGGAAGGAGAGGUGGGCUUCAAGAGGAAGAUUAGAGGAUUUGAAGGCAGAAGUAUGUUUGUCUGAGGGACAGGCUGAUAGGCCAAUGUGGCACACACGUGAUAAUAAACACCAGUUACUUUGAAUUUA